GACAAACUCGCCACCAGCAAAUGGGCGCCAGAGGUUCUCCAAGAUCCCGGUUUCUUAGGGCGGUAAAGGCGGGAAGAGAUGGGGAAGGGGCGAUGGACUAGAGGGAUAAGCUCUGAGUCAUGAGAAGUGUGGCUCUGUGAAGAGGCCUAGCUUUGUUAAAGAAAAACCCCACAAGUGUUUUAGUGACAGAUCGGAAACUACAUUUCCCAGCAUCCUUAUGGUGAGAGAACUUCAUUGUCCGAAAGCCUCUGCGAGAAUCAACAACAUUCCGCUUCCCUUUGCUGACCCGGAGCUCCGAGAAUAUGAGGAACCGCUGGAUUUGGCGGUUCCUGCGUCCCGAGUGCAGUGGAAUCCGCUGGAUUUCAAGUCCCCACGGGCGUCUGUCACCCGCCCUGCGGAGAGGUUUCUUGACCACUACAACUAAGUCGGAUUAUGAUAGAAGGCCAGUGGAAAUAACUCCUUUAGAACAAAGAAAAUUAACUUUUGAUACCCAUGCAUUGGUGCAGGACUUGGAAACUCAUGGAUUUGACAAAGGGCAAGCACAGACGAUUGUGUCGGUCCUAAGUACGUUAUCAAAUGUCAGCCUGGAUACUGUCUACAAGGAGAUGGUGACGAAAGCCCAACAGGAAAUAACCAUCCAGCAGCUAAUGGCUCAUUUGGAUUCCAUCAGAAAAGACAUGGUCAUCCUAGAGAAAAGUGAAUUUGCAAAUCUGAGAGCAGAGAAUGAGAAAAUGAAAAUUGAACUAGAUCAAGUUAAGCAGCAGCUGAUUAAUGAAACCAGUCGAAUCAGAGCAGACAAUAGGCUGGACAUCAACCUGGAGCGGAGCAGAGUGACAGAUAUGUUCACAGAUCAAGAAAAACAACUUAUGGAAGCAACCAAUGAAUUUACCAAAAAGGAUAUGCAAACUAAAAGUAUUAUUUCAGAGACCAGUAAUAAAAUUGACACUGAAAUCGCUUCCUUAAAAACACUGAUGGAGUCGAGCAAACUUGAGACAAUUCGUUAUCUUGCAGCCUCGGUGUUCACUUGCUUGGCGAUAGCACUGGGGUUUUAUAGGUUCUGGAAGGAGAACUGACCCUCCUGUUGCUGCUGCUGGUCACUCCAUAGAAUGUACUUACUACAAACUCUUCAAAGAACUUGUAGACUAAAUGGAGUGUUUUGGUAUUUUAUUUUUAUGUUGUACAUCUUUAUGUUGAAAAGCUCUAACUCAAAGCCUGGCUUGAGAUAGAAGUGCACUUGGUCCUUAUCCUCUGACAACUAUAGCAAUAAAAAGUUUUGCAUUUGACCUUUGUAAGUGAAAUAGGAUUUGUUAUCAGAUUACAUUCUUGUAAACAGUUCUGUAGUCUAUACACUUGCUGGAUUUUAUUUUCUUGGUUAUUAUUGCAAUUAGAUUUUUAUAUAAAAUAAAAUACUAUAACAAA
Messenger RNA from Rattus norvegicus (Norway rat), 1419 nucleotides. RefSeq names its product coiled-coil domain containing 90B (gene Ccdc90b). The transcript is spliced from 9 exons. NCBI's taxonomy places the organism in Eukaryota, Metazoa, Chordata, Mammalia, Rodentia, Muridae. The record is from RefSeq and is marked provisional. Gene Ontology annotation, cellular component: mitochondrial membrane; mitochondrion. Bases 303 to 1073 code for a protein of 256 amino acids.